CUGUAUUCUGUUAUACGGAGUACAAGCAGUCUCUCUGUGUUCUCUCAGUUCCACACUAGUCUCGACAACAUGUACAGCUUCUACUGCAGGUAUCGUUUCACAAUAUUUAUUCAUACUUGUGAUCACUGUCCCAAGGGUAUAACAUGAUGGAGAAGAAUCUACUUGUACCUAUCAGAAGUCAUGAUGUGAUCCAAGUUGGAAAAUCAGUAUACAGUGACCUCGAAGACAGCAAAUGCAUAAGAUCUGUAACCCGGGAUUUAUUCGACGUAUUUUAAAUGAAAAUGUGGUGAAGUUAGAAUUAUAUUUUUCCCAAAACGAUAAUCUUAUAUCCAUCAGUUAGUAGAACAUUUUGUAUUCAAUAGCCAAUAUCGGAUUUUAUAUGAAAAACUCGAGGAACAUGGACAUAAUAGUAACACAACAACUACUGCCGUGGAAUAUACCACAACACGUAAUUAAUUUUCAUUUUUGCGGAAUGCUGAACGAAAUACGUAGAAAAUAUUUAGCAAAUCAAUAAUAUUCAUGUUACUAGAAGGUAGAAAAUAACAAUCUUGAUUGAAAUAACAAUGGUCAUUUGUCCUUACUGAUAAAUUGAUGACUAUAAAUAUUUUAUUUGCACGUGUUCUUUAAAGACAGAGCUCGUAAGUUUUCUUUUGUGUUGAAACUAGAUUACUUUCGUAGUGAGGAAUGAACCUCUGCAUAUACCCUGCCUUAUGUGAAUUUCACAUAUAUAUUUUAAACUGAGGACUUACAGAAGUUGAACUCACUUAUUAGCUACUCGAACGUGAGUGAACGGGAGUAGUUCGAGUACGUCUGCCAGUCGUGUUUCUUGACGCGAUUAUGAUAAAGUUAAAUAUGUAAGAACAUGACCAAUAGAGAGAAAGAUUUGAAGUUACUUCUUAAUUGCUGUGAAUAUUUUUAAUUACACCGCCUGAGCUUUUGAUUGUCAUAAAAAUAAUGUCAACAUUUUCUGUCACGGCUUAGAAGAGUGUACAACCAGAAGAGUCGUAACUCCUCCAAUGGAGCUGACGUUUAGUAACACCGUCGUCAUUGUUGUUUUGUCUGUGGUAAUCCUCCUUACUUUGGUAGGGAAUAUGCUAGUAAUUGCUGCCGUUGCGACGACACGAAGGAUGCGAACAGUUACUAAUUACUUUGUGGUGUCCUUAGCUGUGUCUGACUUACUAGUGGGGUUUCUAGUGAUGCCUUUUGGUGUAAUGCAGGAAGUGGCUCAUCGUUGGCAACUAGGAAGAAUCGCCUGCGAGUUCUGGAUAUCUUUAGAUGUCUUAUUAUGUACAGCGUCUAUCUUAAAUUUGUGCUGUAUCAGCUUGGAUCGCUACUUUGCUAUCACUUCUCCCAUGAGUUACGUUGUAAAACGGAACUCAAAGUUGGCAGUCGUUAUGAUCGCAGGUGUGUGGGUUUUGUCAGCCCUUAUUACCUGCCCGCCCAUCUUUGGCUGGCACGAAUCCGAUAGGGAAAAUUCUUCAGGGUGUGGGUAUAACACAAACGUUGGAUACGUAGUAUACUCGGCUUUAGGGUCCUUCUUUAUACCAGCUUUUGUUAUGUUGUAUGUUUACUACAGGAUUUUUGCAGCAGCUAGGAAACGAGAGUCGGUUCUUACGAGUGGUGUCAGCAUAAAAAAAAAAAUAGACGACGGUCAACAGGGUAAUUCUUCCUGUCACAGCAGUGUUGGGGACCACACGAGCUCCAGUCUGGAAAGAUCCAGAUCGCACAGAAAUACGGAUCCCGCUGUGCGGAUUGACAUUAGUCCAGUUUCCAUAGAUCAAGAAGCAGGAUUGGGAAAAACGAAUGACAAGGGCUCCGACAAAAUUCAAAAUUUAACCUUAGCCCCUUCAAUUUCUCGUAUUCCUUCUGUGCGAGCUACAUUGAUAUUGGAAAAAAGCUGUGAUAGCGAUAGAGGAUUAAUCAGAACAUAUUCGUCCAAUGAAUCUCGGGAAACGUCUUUCAGUAGCACUGCCUUCUGCCGUGGUUUAAAAAUUCAAAAAGAUACGUGGACACGUAGACAAGGUUACGAAAAAGCUGCUUUUCAGAGAGAAAGGAGAGUGGCGAAGUCCUUAUCUGUAGUGGUUGGAGGUUUUGUUUUAUGCUGGCUUCCCUUUUUCAUUUUAUACAUCAUCAGACCUUUCUGUACGUAUGAAAUUCCUCAAGAGUUAUCAUCGUGUCUUGUGUGGUUGGGCUGGGUCAACUCUGCUAUUAACCCCUUUAUUUAUGCUUUGAACAGUACGGACUAUAAAAAGGCUUUUGCAAGACUGACCAUCGACAAACUUCGGCGACCAACAAGGACAAAUAUUAAGAACUUUAUAUAAAUAAUUUUGCUUUCAAUGUUAUCAGAAGUUGACGUCAUGUCUAGUUUAUAUAUAACAGUGUUUGAAUUUCAACUAAAAUUAAGUGUUGUUGUAAUGUACAUUCUGCAUGUUGUGAAUAAAGAAAGAAGUCCGUACUCUAUUUCACGUUUCAACUUAAAUUACAAUUGAAGGGUUAAAGAAAAGUAUAAAUCACACUUUAAAAUGAAAUGUCUACUUCAGAAAUGGAGCUGAAAGCUUCAUCAAACUUUCCACAUCAACAGAAAUUAUGUAAUUAGCUAUUUUCUAUUUCUAUUUUUUCAUCGA
Messenger RNA from Limulus polyphemus (Atlantic horseshoe crab), 2624 nucleotides. Its product is annotated as 5-hydroxytryptamine receptor 1F-like. NCBI's taxonomy places the organism in Eukaryota, Metazoa, Arthropoda, Merostomata, Xiphosura, Limulidae. Gene Ontology annotation, molecular function: G protein-coupled receptor activity. The record is from RefSeq and is a predicted model, not a curated record. The transcript has 3 exons. Gene Ontology annotation, biological process: adenylate cyclase-activating adrenergic receptor signaling pathway. The coding region runs from base 1017 to 2321 and encodes 434 amino acids. Gene Ontology annotation, cellular component: membrane.